AGCUCCGCCUCGACUUCCCAUCCUUCACUUGCGCCCGCUGCUCAACCACCCUUUGCUAGACGAGUGAAGAAGAGACCCUGCCGGCCAUUCCACGGCGUCUUCUCGUACCGCGAUUAGCCGCCGAGAUGAAUAGUUCCCUUCCUUCGUGGAAGGACCGCACGCAGAACCAGUUUGGCAAGCUUCAGAUCCAAGUACCAUGGCGCUCCAUCCAGCUGCUGGUCCCGCAUCGCAUGCGACGGAAGAUCCGGUCGAAGCUGCGCAGCAGGCUUUCUCCGACCUCAUCCAUUUCGUCGCUGCAAACAUCCUUCUCGCCCGUCGAUACGCUCCGUUCACUCCAGAGCCAUCGUUGGACACUAUAUGACUUCCAGUAUCUGCUUCUGCUGAUUAUCGGUAUCUUCUCCCUCAGCAUGAUGGGUGCACCGGGGCCGUUGGCCAAAACCGCGGUCUUCACGCUGCUCCUGAUCUCGCUCCUGCUUCCGAUCACCCGCCAGUUCUUCCUACCUUUCCUGCCGAUCGCGGGCUGGCUUAUCUUCUUCUAUGCUUGCCAAUUCAUUCCGAGUGACUGGCGCCCCGCGAUCUGGGUCCGCGUGCUUCCGGCCCUGGAGAAUAUCCUGUACGGUGCGAAUAUCAGCAACAUUCUGUCUGCUCAUCAGAAUGUCGUUCUUGAUGUGCUUGCUUGGAUUCCUUACGGUCUUUGCCAUUACGGUGCGCCGUUCGUCUGCUCGCUCAUCAUGUUCGUCUUCGGCCCUCCCGGUACGGUUCCACUUUUCGCCCGCACCUUCGGCUACAUUAGCAUGACUGCAGUCGUCAUUCAGCUCUUCUUCCCAUGCUCUCCGCCGUGGUACGAGAACCUUUAUGGCCUGGCACCGGCCGACUAUUCCAUGCCCGGUAACCCCGCCGGUCUUGCCCGGAUCGAUAAGCUCCUGGGGAUCGACCUGUACACCUCGGGCUUCAGACAAUCCCCUGUCGUGUUCGGUGCCUUCCCCUCUCUGCACGCUGCGGACUCAACGCUGGCUGCGCUCUUCAUGAGCCACGUCUUCCCGCGCUUGAAGCCUCUGUUCGUCACCUACACUCUGUGGAUGUGGUGGGCGACGAUGUACCUGUCCCACCAUUAUGCAGUGGACUUGGUUGGUGGUGGUCUGCUGGCCACGGUCGCUUUCUAUUUUGCGAAGACCCGCUUCCUCCCGCGCGUCCAAAGUGACAAGACCUACCGCUGGGAUUACGACUACAUUGAGAUCGGCGACUCAGCUCGCGCCUAUGGAUACGACUUGGCUAGCUUCGAUGGCGACUUCAACCUUGACAGCGAUGAAUGGACGGUUGGCUCUUCGUCUUCGGUCUCUUCUGGCUCCUUGAGCCCUGUCGACGACCAUUACACUUGGGAGGGAGAAUCCCUGGCCUCCCCGGUCGCCGACAUCGAAUCGGGACGACAUGUCAUUAGCCCAUGAUUCUCGUUCCGAGUUCCCACCAACUUCACACUGCAUAUAGCAUUCGCUUCUUGCAUCUAUUUACGAUUGGCGUUUUAACAUUUGACGACAUGCUGGUUUAUUGCAUUGAGCCAAUU
Aspergillus homomorphus CBS 101889 is the source of this 1561-nucleotide messenger RNA. RefSeq names its product phosphatase PAP2 family protein. The transcript is spliced from 2 exons. Bases 126 to 1445 code for a protein of 439 amino acids. Gene Ontology annotation, molecular function: inositol phosphoceramide synthase activity. Gene Ontology annotation, biological process: sphingolipid biosynthetic process; inositol phosphoceramide metabolic process. The record is from RefSeq and is a predicted model, not a curated record. Gene Ontology annotation, cellular component: inositol phosphoceramide synthase complex. Lineage: Eukaryota; Fungi; Ascomycota; Eurotiomycetes; Eurotiales; Aspergillaceae.